This is a messenger RNA of Aricia agestis (brown argus), 5304 nucleotides long. RefSeq names its product ubiquitin carboxyl-terminal hydrolase 10 (gene Usp10). Gene Ontology annotation, molecular function: cysteine-type endopeptidase activity; cysteine-type deubiquitinase activity. The transcript is spliced from 10 exons. Gene Ontology annotation, biological process: DNA damage response, signal transduction by p53 class mediator; regulation of autophagy; protein deubiquitination. The record is from RefSeq and is a predicted model, not a curated record. Gene Ontology annotation, cellular component: cytosol; nucleus. Bases 123 to 3365 code for a protein of 1080 amino acids. Lineage: Eukaryota; Metazoa; Arthropoda; Insecta; Lepidoptera; Lycaenidae.
GUGUCGGUGAGUGCAUGGCCUCGACGUUGAUCCAGUUUCAAGUUUUUUAUUCCGCAACGCCGUAGACCCUUUCCAUAUGUAAAAUAAAAGGAAUCAAUCGUAAUGCUGUCCUGUAAAAGGCCAUGGAUAUGAUAAAAACGGAGUAUGAGUUCCUAGACUUGACAGAUGUGAAAGAAGCGGAACUGAGCAGCUUACAGUGUGCACUCUUCGAGAGGAAACCCCAGGCUACGACCAACGGUUGGACGGAGCCUGCUGUAGAUAACUCUUCGUGUUCGUCGAGUAGUGGAAGAGGCGCGACCGUGUCGAGCAGCCUGGACAGCCUGUCGGGCGGCGAGUGCGAGAUGGCGCCCCACUCGCCCCAGCGCGCCGGCCCGCCGCCCUACCCCCAGCCGCCCGCCUACCCGCCGCCCCAGUGGCCCGUCGCCCCGCCUAACGUAUACGUCAGCCAAGUGACCGCCAACGUCAACGUGCACGGCUACAUGGGCCAGUACUACCAGCCGCCGCAGCAGUACGUCCCCCAGCCGCAGCAGGUGGAGCGCCAGGCGAGGAACCACAGGCGCGACAGGCGCAACAAGCGCGCACCCUCGCCGCCGCCGCAGCCGCCCUACUACGUGCCCUACUCCCAGUACUACCCGGCUGCGCAGGCGCAGGGCGCACCCCUCUACCAUCUCCCGGCCAUGUACCAGCCCGUAAUGUACGGACCCUACGCGUACCCCCCCUACUACCCCGAAUACCCCAUGCCGGUGGAGGGCGAGGCGGAGAAGGUCCCCGAUGAGUACCAGCAGGAGGUGGUGAUGGAGCAGGAGGCCGUGGACGCGUACUACGCGGGCGCCCACUAUGCCGCCCCGCCCUACGGCCCGCCGGUCGAGGGCGGUGUGGAGUACAUGCCGCCCAUGUACAUCCCGCCCCACCACGUCCAGAUGCCCGCGCCUCCACACCCGCCUCCCCACUCCGCCCCCCACCAGUUCAAUGUUCACGCGAAGAACUUCGUCGCCGGCCAGAGCCACAAGAACUACGCGGAGAAGGGCCAGGAGCAAAAGCCGAUAGCCGCUUCUACGUCGGCCGUAGUGGACUCCGUUCCGAUAAAAGACCUCAAGAUCAGCAAGGGACCCGGCAGCCCCAAGCAGGAGAAACCCGCGGAGGUAGCGAAGUCGCCCGCCAACGAUAAGACCUCGCCCACGAUAAAAUCGGACACCACGAAACCGGCGUGGAACGCUGAGAAACAGGACAGCCAAGUUCAACCUGUCAAGGCUUUCCAGCCAGCCAGCGCGCCGGCCCCGGCGUCCAAGGUGCCCCCGGUCGUAGGAAAGCCGACUAAGGGACCGGCGGCUCCGUUCCCGACGGCGAAGCAGCCGCAGAAGCCGCUAGCACCGACUGCGCUGCCGGUACAACCUGCCGCGUCAACUCCGAAGCCACCAUUCGGAAACAGACAGAAGCGCGACGGCCCUCCCAACCGGUCACCGUCCAACGAAAAUCCCGAGGUCGAAAAGACCGUCCCAGUGGAGCACGCCAAGCGCGAGCCUCCUCUGCCCCCGAGCAAGGCGCCCAUGCCGAUUUCUAUAACACUACACGCACAGGGACCACCAGUGAUCGUAACCAAUAAGUCGCCGUUUGGGCACUCGAGGAAGGCUAACGCCGUGCCUGAACCGGCUCCGGUUCCCCAGCCGCCGCCUCCCGCGCCGACCGCGUCCGACUUCCCCCCACCUCCUACCCCCAGGAAUAGGGGAGAUGCUCUUCCUCCUCCAGUAGUCCAGCCCCAGCCGCAGCCUCAGCCACCGGGCAAAUCCUGGGCGAGUCUAUUCUCGAAUAAGCCGGCAGCUCCCGCCGUCUCUUCAACGGUAGCGGUGGAGGAACCAAUAAGCCCGACCACUUUGACGCCGCCCACGGCUGCUAAUGUAAAACCAGUGGCCAAAGUUCCACCCUAUGAUGCGUCUCCAUUGACAGCGGCUGCGGAUAAAGCAUCCCCAGUGCCUAAACCGGCUGUAACCAGCACGCCCGCAAUAUCCUAUUCAGAGAAGACUUCGGUAAAUGCUGUGAGCAAUGUACCAUCACAGACAGUUCCUAAGGCCUCGACGCCUAACGAGGUGCGAGAGGUGCCGAUACAAAAAGAGACAACCGCUCUACCCGUGCAGCCAUCUCCCUUCAGCGAUGACCCCAAUUCGUACCGGAUGGGAGAGUUCCUUGCUAAAUACCAACUGGACAAUCGCACGGUGACGCUCCUGCCGCGCGGCCUAACAAACCGAUCGAACUACUGCUAUGUCAACGCAAUCCUGCAAGCGCUGAUCGCCUGCCCGCCCUUCUAUAACCUGCUCAAGACCCUGCCCUACCAGGCGAGAAAAGGAAAGUCCAGUACGCCCGUUAUUGAUGCUAUGGUGGAGCUCUGUUACGAGUUCUGGUCGGGCAACAACCCGUCGGGCCGCCGGUUGCGCGACGCCGGCGCGGUGCCCGGCGGCCCGCCGCUCGACGGCGCCGCGGCCCUGCGUGUGCUCCGUGCGCUCCGCUUCCCCGGCUCCCAGGAGGGCCGACAGGAAGACGCUGAGGAAUUCUUAGGAUGCCUCCUGAAUUCCCUGAAUGAUGAGAUGCUUGAGCUGAUUAAGCUGGUGGAGCCCGAGGAACCUAAGGACAGCAACGGCAAGCCCAAUGGCGAAGUGGCUCCAGAACAGCCCGCCGAGGACGAUGAUGAUGAUGAGUGGAAGGUGAUGGGCCCGCGUAAUAAGGGUGCGGUGGAACGCAGAUGGGCGGCGCGUCGCACGCCUCUAGCGGAUAUAUUCCGGGGACGCACGCGCCUGCGUCUACACCGCGCGCCCGCUGCCGCUGCGCCCGCACCGCCGCCGCAUCUAGUUACGGAUGCGGUGCAGCCGUUCUUUACGUUGCAACUGGAUAUUGAGCGCUCCAACACCGUGAAGGACGCGCUAGAGCUGCUCGCCGGCAAGGACACGCUAGAGGGCGUGUCGGACGCCUGGCAGCAGCUAUCGCUGGAGCAGCUGCCCGUGGUGCUGCUGCUGCACCUCAAGUGCUUCCAGCUUGAUGCUGAAGGGCAUACGGCCAAGAUCGUCAAGAACAUCGACUUCCCGAUUGAUCUCAAGAUCGAUCCUAAAAUAAUGUCAGCAAAAUACAGCACAAAGCAGCGCUUGUACAAGCUGUUUGCGGUGGUGUACCACGAGGGAGUUGAGGCUGUGAAGGGACACUAUGUCACGGACACCUUCCAUGGCCAAGCUGGAUGGAUCAGAUACGAUGACUCCACUGUCACCCAAGUGACAGACGCUCAGGUUCUGAAGCCGAAGCCGCCGCGCAUGCCGUAUUUACUGAUGUACAGGCGACACGAUACUCUCCCUCCUCAUAGAGCACCAGGGAAGCAGGAGUAGGGGAAUGCAUGUACCAGGAACGCAGGAGUAAAUAAGUGCACUAGAAAAGCAGGGGUAAAAGAAAAGAGUGCAUCUAAAAAGCAGGGGUGAGGAAAUAGUGCAUUAAAAAGCAGGGGUCAGAAAAUAAGUGCACCAGAAAAGCAGAAGUAAAUUGAGCCACAAAAACAGCAGCAAAUUGAAUCAAUCACCAAGGAAAACGGGCGAAAAAGUGCACUAGAAAAACAGGAGUUAAGUGUCGUGCUUAAUUAAUGGGAACCAAGUGUAAAGUGUGCACAAAAUGUACAUUACCUUAAAGAAUUGUUAUGUUGAUAGUGUUUAAUGGAUUUUUGUUGACUAAUUUCUACUAACAUUCUCUGGGGAAUUGUUAAAUGUAUAUAGCACUAAGUGUAAAUAGAAUAUAGAUCCUAAAUAUAUCUAAAUGUAUAAUAUUAUUGCUUUAUUAAUAUAAAGUUUGACUCAAUAAUUGCAUGUAAAUAUGUUGAAACGAAGCUUUGUAACCCUUGUUUGCAUAUAAAGUAUUUUUUAUUCGAGAAAAAAUGUAAAAUACAAAAAAUGUUUAUUAAUAUCUUAUCAUUAAGAUUUGAAAAGAAUGGAAUGGAUCAAGUGUUGGUGUAGGAAUGAAAAUAUCUUGGAAAGUUAGUUUAGGUGUUGCAAAGGAAAAUGUUUUUUUUAAAUAAUUUUAAAGCUGAGUAUAUACUGUUUUACAGCACAUCCCUUUGGGCUAUCAAAAGUACAAAGUAGAUGAGUAAGUUGUGUUUUGCACAAUCAUAAUUAAUGAAAAGAUAAAUAUCAUAUCUUGUCAAGUUGGUUAUUGGAAUUAUCUUGAAAAUAUCUUAUAUAAUUUGGUGGAGCAUAAGAUUGACAUUACUUGAAACUUUGCAAAAAAGAUAGUUGAUUUACAAAAGUGUAAUGACAAAAUCUAUAACUUGCAUAAAAACAUAGUUGAUUUAACAGUUAUUGAGUAAUGUUACUCUUAAAAAGGAAUUGGUGCUUAGACGGACUAAGGAAGUGAGAGAGUGCCCUUGAAUUUGUGAUAGUGUCGGUUUUGGCGUACAGAUUGUUAGCUGUAGUGUCCGUUCAGAUAUUCUACCUCGGACAGGACAAUGCUAAUGAGGAUCACAGAAACUCUGAGAUAGAAUAACAUUGAACGGUCUAUAGUCUCGUAAGUGUUAAAUAUAAUAUAGAUAUAUGUUCUCGCCUAUUGAAUGUGGCACGCCUGUUUUUAAUAUUAUUAUUCAAAAUCAACUGAUUAUAUAAUAUGAAAAUAUUCUGUUGAGUUUGGCUCGCACGAGGUCUGGCCUAUUUUAUUUCGUUGUUGUGAUUACAUGCAUAUGCAUGUGCGAUGUAAAUAGUUCCACAGAACGCCAAUCCACUGUGAAACCCUUUAAGAUGUCUUUAUAAAUAUUUAAAUGUAAAAAAAACUUGCAAUUGGUCAAUUGGCUUAUACGUAAAAUAAUUACGAACAGCUAGUUGACAAUAUUAUUGUAUAAAGUUAUACAAUAAUUGACUUUUUGCUUGUUUAUUUGCUUGUUUAUUCGUUGUGUGAAAGAUAUUAUGUUGAGACGAAACUGCUCAAACCGAACUGUGUGAUAUGUUGUGUUGAUGGACUUUGAUUUAUGGUAGUGAAAAUCUGAUCUCACCAGACAUUGUUGGGUUGAUCAUCCCAGAAGAUGAACUAGCUAUUUUCGAUUGAAUAGUUUAAUAAACGUAAGUUUUGUUUAAGCGUAAAAUGAUCUAAAAUGGAAUUUGGGUUUGUUUCCAAAUGAAAAAAAAAAUUAGUCCCUAACUUAGUCACUUAAUUAUAAUAAAGUUUUAGUUUUUAUUUCGGUGUGGAGUCUAAUGUAAGGUUGCUUUUGGACUUGGGUUUGUAGUUAAUGUUGGCAAUAAUUCUGGCCACAAUGAGAAUGGUCCAAAACGAUGAAAUGUCCAAUACAAAACU